This is a messenger RNA of Aspergillus affinis, 3297 nucleotides long. RefSeq names its product alpha,alpha-trehalase treA (gene treA). Gene Ontology annotation, biological process: trehalose catabolic process. Gene Ontology annotation, molecular function: alpha,alpha-trehalase activity; carbohydrate binding. The transcript is spliced from 4 exons. NCBI's taxonomy places the organism in Eukaryota, Fungi, Ascomycota, Eurotiomycetes, Eurotiales, Aspergillaceae. The record is from RefSeq and is a predicted model, not a curated record. Bases 1 to 3297 code for a protein of 1098 amino acids. Gene Ontology annotation, cellular component: fungal-type cell wall.
AUGAGGUUGAAGAUCUUGGAAGCAGCAUUGCUGCACUCGUUUCUGUCGACAGCAGUCGCUGGCUCUUCUGGCAAGAAUGACCGCAUUACAGGUGCCUUGAAUAGACACCGCGGAGGCCAUGAGUCACAACCCGGCACAGGAAAUUCCUCAUAUCUAUACCAGACGAGAUUUGACGGAGUAACAUGGGAUGACGGCAAUUGGAUCCUGGAGACCACUGCCUUCGACCAAGGACGUUACCAGGCGCGUGGCUCGGUUGCCAACGGAUAUCUUGGCAUCAGCGUGGCCAGUCUUGGGCCUUUCUUUGAAAUCGAUCGCGAGGAUAACGGCAAUGAGAUUAGUGGAUGGCCCCUGUUCUCGAGACGGCAGAGCUUUGCAACAGUUGCCGGCUUUUACGACUCCCAGCCCACCACUAACUCGACGAAUUUCCCGUGGCUGUACCAAUAUGGAUGGGAUAGCGUGAUCAGUGGCGUGCCGCACUGGGCCGGACUCAUUCUCGACCUGGGCGACGGGAAUUACUUGGAUGCUACCGUGGACAACAAGACGAUCAAGAAUUUCAAUUCUGCCUACGAUUUCAAGGCGGGUGUCUUGACGUGGUCCUAUAGCUGGACUCCGAAGAGUGACAAGGGGUCUUUUGACAUCACAUACCGACUCUUCGCGAAUAAGCUCAAUGUCACUCAGGCGGUGGUCGAUAUGGAAAUCACCUCCUCUCGGAAGUCCAAUGCCACGGUGGUCAACCUCAUUGAUGGGAGAUCGGCCGUGCGCACGGAUUUUGCAGAAUCAGGUGAAGACGAUCACGCGAUCUUCACAGCUGUUCGGCCCUGGGGGGUUUCCAAUGCCACAGCUUACGUGUAUGCCAACUUGACAGCCUCUGCCGGAGUUGACCUGACAACGCGCACUGCUAUCAAAGACAAGCCCUAUGUGAGCGCAAAUGCAUCGUCUGUUGCGCAAGGUGUCAAGGUCAACUUUGUGGCGAAUCAAACCGUACGCGUCACCAAGUUCGUCGGGGCCGCUUCCUCCGACGCUUUUGACAAUCCACGGAAAAUCGCCAAGCAAGCGGUAUCUGCAGCAUUGGCUGCGGGCUAUCAGACGUCGCUCAAGUCGCAUGUAUCCGAGUGGGCUACUAUUAUGCCUGAUAACUCGGUCGAUCGUUUCGUCGACCCCAAAACCGGCAAGUUGCCCCAAGACGAUCACGUCCUCGACUCGGCCAUCGUGGCGGUGGCGAAUGUAUACUACCUGCUGCAGAGCACUGUUAGCAAGAACGGAAUUGCAGCAGUCGCGGGAGCUCCGGUGAAUGACUACAGUAUCUCGGUCGGCGGACUGGUUUCCGAUUCCUACGCUGGGCAGGUCUUCUGGGAUGCCGACGUCUGGAUGCAGCCUGGGCUUGUCGCCUCCCACCCAGAGGCUGCUCAGCGGGUGACCAACUAUCGUGCGGCGAAGUUCGGACAGGCGAAGGAGAAUAUCAAGACCUCGUUUGCUGGCGCGAAGAAUCAAACAAGGUUCGAACCGUCAACGGCAAUCUAUCCCUGGACGAGUGGCCGUUUCGGCAACUGCACGGCAACUGGACCUUGCUGGGACUAUCAGUAUCAUUUGAAUGGAGAUAUUGGGCUCUCGAUGAUUUAUGAGUGGGUUGCAAGUGGCGAUACGCAGCAUUUCCGAGACGAGCAUUUCCCUAUCUACGAUUCCGUCGCGACAUUGUACUCGAACUUGGUGGAGCGCAAUGGAUCGUCAUGGACUUUGACGAAUAUGACUGACCCUGAUGAGUACGCAAACCAUGUUCAUGCUGGUGGCUUCACGAUGGCUCUCAUUUCGGAGACGCUGGAUAAUGCCAAUGCAUUCCGCCAGCAAUUCGAUAUGGAGAUGAAUGAAACCUGGUCCGAGAUGGCUCGAAAUGUGCUGAUGCUUCAAGAGGACGGAGUGACACUAGAGUAUACCUCGAUGAAUGGAACGGCUGUGGUCAAACAAGCGGACAUUGUGCUCAUCACAUACCCUCUGGCCUCUGAAAACUACAGUACCGAUUCGGCACUGAGUGAUCUUGACUACUAUGCCAACAAGCAAUCAGCCGACGGCCCAGCCAUGACCUGGGCGAUAUUCUCCAUCGUAGCCAACGACAUCUCGCCUUCCGGAUGUUCAGCGUAUACUUACCAUCAAUACUCCUUCGACCCCUACGUUCGACCCCCAUUCUACCAGAUGUCCGAGCAGAUGAUCGACGACGCCAGCAUCAACGGCGGCACCCGACCUGCCUUUCCCUUCCUGACCGGCCACGGCGGCGCCAACCAAGUUGCCCUCUUCGGCUACCUCGGCUUGCGCCUCCUGCCUGACGAAGCCAUCCACAUCGAUCCGAACCUUCCCCCCCAAAUCCCCUACAUCACCUAUCGCACCUUCUACUGGCGCGGAUGGCCCAUCUCCGCCGCCUCCAACUACACACACACCACGAUCCGUCGCGCUACCGACACUCCCGCGCUAGAGACCGCCGACCCUCGCUUCGCCAACUGCUCCAUCCCCGUACACGUCGGCCUGGAUUCCUCCAACACAACCACUUACACCUUGCUCCCCUCUGCCCCCUUGGUCAUCCGCAACCGCCAAAUCGGCACCAUCCCCACCGUGGACCAGAACAUCGCGCAAUGCCGUCCCGUCACCUCCCCAUCGGACUUCGAAGCCGGGCAAUUCCCCAUCUCCGCCGUCGACGGCGCCUCGUCCACCAAAUGGCAGCCCUCAUCAUCUGAACUCUCCUCCCUCACCGUCACGCUUUCUGAACAUAAACUCGCCUCCACCGCCCAAGUACAAGGCUUCUACUUCGACUGGGCCCAGACGCCUCCUGUCAACGCAACCGUCCUCUUCCACGACGAGUUCAUCGAGAACCCGGCGUCGUUGUUCACUCCCGGUCUCAGUCUCAGUGCCAGCGCCAGUCCUAACAUCACGAACCAAUACAAAAUAAUCACCCACCUCUCCAACAUCCCCCUCUCGAAACCAUGGCUCGCCACGGAAGAUUAUAACCAAGUUACCAUCCCCGUCGGAAACACCACGCAUGUCGAGCUAGACCAGCCCGUGCAGGCGACGCGAUUCGCCACGUUGCUGAUAGCAGGGAACCAGGGUCUAAGUGUGGGGCAAGACGGAGGCAAGGAAGGAGAGAAAGAAGAAGAAGAAGAUGUAGGAGCGACGGUGGCCGAAUGGGCGAUUCUAGGACCGAAGGGUGGAAAGAAGAACGAGCAUGAGCACAAGAGCGACAAGGGAUUAGAGAGAAGGAAAUUAAAAGUAAAAGAUGUGGCUUGGUUGGGGAGACGACAGAGUAGAUUGUAA